This is a messenger RNA of Pteronotus mesoamericanus, 2967 nucleotides long. RefSeq names its product pantothenate kinase 3 (gene PANK3). The coding region runs from base 138 to 1250 and encodes 370 amino acids. The record is from RefSeq and is a predicted model, not a curated record. Lineage: Eukaryota; Metazoa; Chordata; Mammalia; Chiroptera; Mormoopidae. Gene Ontology annotation, molecular function: pantothenate kinase activity; ATP binding. The transcript is spliced from 7 exons. Gene Ontology annotation, cellular component: cytosol; nucleus. Gene Ontology annotation, biological process: coenzyme A biosynthetic process.
CCUGCCCGCCCCGCCCGGCUAGCUUAAGGGGUGGAACCGGCUGGGCCUUCUCUCAGGGCCUAGCCACCUCCGGAGUCCCUGCCACCGUUCUCCGAGCACCGAACUGCAGGCUCCCCUGAGCCCCUCAGACCGUCGCCAUGAAGAUCAAGGAUGCCAAGAAACCCUCUUUCCCAUGGUUUGGCAUGGACAUUGGGGGAACACUAGUAAAGCUCUCAUAUUUUGAGCCUAUUGAUAUCACAGCAGAGGAAGAACAAGAAGAAGUUGAGAGCUUGAAAAGUAUCCGGAAAUAUUUGACUUCUAAUGUAGCAUAUGGAUCCACUGGUAUUCGGGACGUGCACCUUGAACUGAAGGAUUUAACACUUUUUGGCCGAAGAGGGAACCUGCACUUUAUCAGAUUUCCAACCCAGGACCUGCCUACUUUUAUUCAAAUGGGACGAGAUAAAAACUUCUCAACAUUACACACGGUGCUAUGUGCUACAGGAGGUGGUGCUUACAAGUUUGAAGAAGAUUUUCGCACAAUUGGAAACCUCCACCUGCACAAACUGGAUGAACUUGACUGUCUUGUAAAGGGCUUGCUGUAUAUAGAUUCUGUCAGUUUCAAUGGACAAGCAGAGUGCUACUAUUUUGCUAAUGCCUCAGAGCCUGAGCGAUGCCAAAAGAUGCCUUUUAACCUGGACGACCCCUAUCCACUACUGGUGGUCAACAUUGGCUCAGGAGUCAGUAUUUUAGCAGUCCAUUCCAAAGACAACUAUAAACGCGUAACUGGGACAAGCCUCGGAGGGGGCACCUUUCUGGGCUUGUGCAGUUUAUUGACUGGCUGCGAAAGCUUUGAAGAGGCUCUUGAAAUGGCAUCCAAGGGAGACAGCACCCAAGCCGACAAGCUGGUCCGUGAUAUUUAUGGAGGAGAUUAUGAGAGAUUUGGUCUGCCGGGUUGGGCUGUAGCAUCUAGUUUUGGUAACAUGAUUUAUAAGGAGAAGAGAGAAUCUGUUAGUAAAGAAGAUCUAGCAAGAGCUACUUUAGUUACCAUCACCAAUAAUAUCGGUUCUGUGGCACGAAUGUGUGCUGUUAAUGAGAAAAUAAACAGAGUUGUCUUCGUUGGAAACUUUUUACGAGUCAAUACUCUCUCAAUGAAGCUUUUGGCAUAUGCACUGGAUUAUUGGUCAAAAGGUCAACUGAAAGCAUUGUUUCUAGAGCAUGAGGGAUACUUUGGAGCCGUUGGUGCACUUCUUGGGCUGCCAAAUUUCAGCUAAAGCCUCAGGUUUCUCUCUGCCAAUGUCAUCCAGGAGGAACUGAAAACCAGAGGCAUUUUACCGUGUUGUCACUGGGAACCAAAGGAUGAAAGAGUAGCACGAUUUGUGUUAGUUUUUAAAUGUCAAAACAGUAAGCUGCUAAAUGUUGCCAUAUUAUAGCGAGAACUCGGUAACAGGUGGAAGUGUUUCCAACUGAAAUGCUUUCCCUUCUGUAUAUAGCCAGUGUUAAAUCCUUAAAUGCAAUACAGCCUCUGAUUAUUGAGCUUUCUCUCAAAAAGAUUUUCUAUUUUAUGUAGCCAACAUUGCAGUACUGUACGCUCAAACACAGAUCUUUAAAGUCUCUGAAAUGUUUAGCUCAUGAAAAUAAUUCUGAGUAUUUGUUACGAGUCUGUUCUGUAUGUUUUGGUUACUGGUAAGCAGACGGUAACAUACCCUGUAUCAAAAUCAAUUGAAAUGGCAAUCAAAGAUGAUCGUUUUUAUGUGAUUUUAGAAAUGUGAAGGGAAUAUUAAUUAUGCAAAUAUUAAUUAUGCAUUAUUGUAGUUUUCCUAACAUAUCCCUCCCCAAAAGCAUGUUUAUGUGAUCUUUCCCCAGAAGUACCACCUUUUUCAAAUGCCAUAGUAUAAUUGAAAUACUGUUCUUAAAUAGUAGUCUGAAUUUCAGACAAAUCCUAGAAAAUGCACCUAUUUGGUCACAUUGCACUUCCUGUAUUUUACUAAUCAGUACAUUUUUAAAUGCUUAAUAUUUUUAAUUGGAGGCUUACUUCCUUAUUUGAAAGUCUGAUGAGGCUGGCUGACUAUUCUAAUAGAGAGUUGGUUUGCAUGCUUUGGGAGAGUUCUUUCUAUACCACAUUUUAUCUCAGGCCCAAACUCAGUCCUUUCUGUUUAAUUAGGUCUGAACCUUCAAAGCUAAAGGCUUAAUUCUAUUAUGAACAGCAACAAAAUCACAGUUAUUUUAAAUGGAUGUUACGCAAAUCUAAAAGAAUUGUUUUGAAACUCGGGAAUUCUGAGGCAGUACUGCAGAAUUACGAAAGAAUCAGUGUUUUGUACAUCUUGGUAAUGAAAGAAUUAUAGUUCCAAAAUUUAUAAAUCUCUUUGCCUUAGAAUUUGUUCUCUAUUUUGAAUUAUUUUUUUAUACUGUUAAAAAUUUUUCCAGAUGUUCACUUUGUUAGUAACAUUUUGGAGUCCAGCAGUGCAGCAAAGUUGUGAGAAUAUUUCUCAUGGUUUAUGAGGUAGAGAGACUUGGGAAAACUAUUCAGUUCCUUAAAUCACUUCCAGUAAAUCAGAAUGUGCUUUGAAGAGCUUAAAAAUUGUUUACAUUACAGGAAGAAGUAUUCCAGUGUGUUUUUACAGAAUACAGUUUGGCUCCAUAGAGAACAGUGUUUAGUACACUGUCAAGAGGUGCUUGAUAAAAACAUUUCUCCUCAGUGUUUUCAAAAUUUAUGCUCAAACACUUAAAAUUUAGUUUUCUCUGUCUAAAAACAUUAACAUGAAUAAUUGGGGUGAAGAUGUAGAGGGGAAAGUAUGUCAAGAUAAUUUUUUUAGAAUUUAGAAUAUUUAGAACUUUAAAUUCACGUCAAUCAGUAGUCAUUUUGAAAACCUACGACUAAAUGUUUCUCUAAUGUUUCCAUUGUAGUGAUUAGAUAAUUUCAGCAGAAAGUUACCUCUUCAGUUUAUUUUCAAAUUUUGUGAUUUGAGCAUCUCUACAAAAGUUUUUCUU